UUCUGUCUCUUCUUCUGCUCGACAGGUGCUUCUGUUCGGUUCGGUCGGGAUUCACGGUGUGCAGGUUUUCCGGUUUUUCUGCCGGUGCUGGUUUUAUGUAACCGACGUUGUUUACCGGUUUUGGACGGUUUUCCUCUUCGGUAGGAAAUUAUUAAUGAGGCUGGAUGUUAUUAAAAUCAGAUAAAUUUCUUUCUGUGCUGCUGAUAAUCUGUCCGCUGCAAUAAUCGAGAAUAUCCUCCAGCUUCACUGCAAACUUUCACAGCCGUUUUUUAAAGUAUUGCAGUUUUAUCCGCGCCCACUUUGAUCUACUAGUCCAGGCGUCUGCAGCAGCGAUGGAGCCAACGUGGGCUAAAACCUUAUUGCUAACAGGAGGAGUUCUGCUUGUUCCUGUUUUCGCCCUCGUUACGUCCGUGGUGUUCUGGCCCGGAGUGCUGCUGAAGGCCUACAACUGGUACAAUCGGCGCUUGCAGGGCAUGGCGGUCCGCUACUCCCACAGCGGAAGUUACCGCUUCUGUUAUUCCACCCGCGGGACACCAGGGGGCGCCACGCCGUCGCUGCUGCUGCUUCACGGGUUCGCCGCCUCCAAGGACAUGUGGCUGCCUGUCGUCAUGUACCUCCCCAGAAACCUGCAUGUGGUUUGUUUGGACAUGCCUGGACAUGAAGGGACGAGUCGAACUGGUGCAGAAGAUUACAGCAUCCAGGGUCAGGCCAGGCGAGUCCAUCAGUUCGUCCGCAGCGUCGGUCUGGAUAAAUCGCCGUUCCACCUGGUCGGCGCCUCCAUGGGCGGGAACGUGGCGGGCGUCUACGCCGGUCUUUACCCGGCUGACGUCUGCAGCCUCACCUUGGUGUGUCCAGCAGGUCUGGUUUACCCCACAGAGUCCAGCUUCAUCGUCCUUCUGAAGGAGCUGGACCUGGAGAAGCCCAUCGCGCCCAGCAAGCCCAUCCCGCUCAUCCCGCUCAUCCCCACCUCUAUGCAGGAGCUGGAGGCCAUGCUGAAGCUGUGCUGCUACAAAUCGCCCACAAUCCCCCGCCAGUUCCUCCGGGGCCUUCUGGCCAACAGGAUCCCAAACAACAACUUCUACAGAGAAGUGUUCCUGGAGAUCGUUGGGGAGAAAUCUCGGCACUUGCUGCAGGAACACCUGAAUCUGAUCACAGCGCCCCUGCAGGUCAUCUGGGGGAAGAACGACCAGAUCCUGGAUGUUUCUGGAGCCGCGGUGAUCCAGAAGGCGCUGCCUCACUGCCAGGUGGAUUUGCUGGACAACUGCGGUCACGCCAUUGCCUUGGAGAGGCCGAGGAAAUUUGCUAACCUUGUGCUGGACUUCCACAAUAAAGCAAAGAAACAAGCCUGAGCGAAGGAGGAGCCAAAACCAGAACUUAAAGCAUUUAUUUUAACUGACAGAUGAGUCUCUUCUUGUUAGCAAAAAUCAUUCCAGGGGAGGAAUUUGACUAAUUGUUCUUCUGAAAAAUAGUUUGUUUUUUUCCCCUUUUUUGUAAUGAAGAAAUUAUGAUAUUAACUUCACAGGAAAUGAGACUAAAAACCAGAACCGAGGGUAAAUUCUGAUUCCUGACUAAUUUUUAUUCUGUUUGUAAACUAAAAAUAUCGAUGAAUGAGUUAACAGAAUGACUUUGCACAAAUAUUUCUCAAGGGUUGAAAAAUUAAAUUAAAAGAAGAGGAAACUGGGUUUGAUUCUUUUUUUUUUUUUUGCUUGCGGUAACAUCAUUUAGCCACUGGAGGGCAGCACCCUACACCGCUUUAACAUCUCUGUCAAAGAGUAAACAAACUAUCCAAGA
Xiphophorus hellerii (green swordtail) is the source of this 1791-nucleotide messenger RNA. RefSeq names its product monoacylglycerol lipase abhd6-A-like. The record is from RefSeq and is a predicted model, not a curated record. Gene Ontology annotation, cellular component: membrane; AMPA glutamate receptor complex. The transcript has 9 exons. Lineage: Eukaryota; Metazoa; Chordata; Actinopteri; Cyprinodontiformes; Poeciliidae. Gene Ontology annotation, molecular function: monoacylglycerol lipase activity. Bases 333 to 1349 code for a protein of 338 amino acids. Gene Ontology annotation, biological process: acylglycerol catabolic process.